CUUUACGACGUCCGUGCCGACAGACCAAAGCGCAGCUGCGCCAUCUUCCACAAGCAAGUCAGCAGACACGGUACCAGUGGGGGCGAUCGCUGGCGGAGCUGUCGCAGGCGUGUUCCUGGCAAUAGCAGCAGUUAUUGCCUGGCAUCUCUGGGGACGAAACAUCAAGCACAAGGAGACGGAGAAGAGGAAGCAAGCAGUGCGUAGUGCUGUGCUGAGACAUGGAUCUACCACCCCGAUCCUCGCUGACGCUGUGUGCGCGUAGUUCGCGUUCUUCCAGGUCCGCGAGAACACUAGGCGCAAUGCAUCGUCGCUCUCACGGCCGCACGACAGCUAUCGGCCGUCGUCGGCAGCUAAUAACGCAAGCGAGCGCAAGGUCAAGUUUGUCUCCCUAUACCCGCGGACAGCCUCCAAUGCUGAGUCCGAGAAGGAGAACGGAGACAAUGUCUCAAACGUGCCUUUCGUCGCUCGCCCCGUGAGCUAUGCACCUGCACGGCCCAGCCCUCUCGCCAAAAGCGUGACCCCACGAGACGAACCGCCGUCGCCUUCAGGAGCGUCCGCCCCGCUCUUGUCCGAGCGACCGAACCCCACACGAAGCGACACUGAUGCCUCAAAAGCAUCAACUUCGACUGUGCCCUCAAGCUGGCGCGCACCAAUAGCACUUGAGCCCCCACGGCUGAGCCACAAGAAUUCGAAUGCAAGCAGCGUGUCAGCGUACUCCACCCAGAGCGGCGAAGAACGCCAGAUACGGGCACCCCCGAGCUUAAUUAUGGCCGCACUCAGUCAGCCCGACCCCUCGCAGCCACUGAUUGCGGAAUACACUCCGGCGCAGCGGCUGUCUGCCACAGAGAGCGAUGAGCCCAAUCGUUUGUCUCAUGUCAGCGCGACUUCAACAUCGUCCCGAGAGGUUGGUAUUGCACGAUGACGAGUAUUUGGUAUGGCUAUGCCAGGACUUGCCGGACGUUAAAUCCCGCAUGGACUGCUUCCUUUUGACCGUGUGACAGUCACAGAUUAAUGACUCUUCAUGUUCCCUAAUGGCCUCAGACGUAUACCACAAGCAAAUUUUGUCGACGGACCUUGAUACGAACAUACCUGCUUUGUAGUUUUGCUUUACC
Molecule: messenger RNA, 1112 nt
Organism: Phanerochaete carnosa HHB-10118-sp
Lineage: Eukaryota; Fungi; Basidiomycota; Agaricomycetes; Polyporales; Phanerochaetaceae
Exons: 2
Coding region: 767-922 (51 amino acids)
Source: RefSeq, a predicted model, not a curated record